AUGAAUCAUUAUUCAAAUAUUAAGUCACCAGGUGCAUCCUGGAGUCUAGAUACUUUUGGACCGGUUAAACCAUCUCCAAACAACAACUAUAGAUUUAUGUUAGUCAUGAUCGACAAUGUCUCAAGGUAUGUCAUUAUAUCUACACAUCUUACAAAAGACAUGAAUACGUACACCAACCAAAUUGAAAACAGCAUACAUUUUAUUAAAACCCAAUUUGGACGUACGGUACAGGAACUAAUAAUGGAUAGAGGAUCUGGGUUUAAUAAUUCACAGCUCAAAGAAUUGUGUGAUGAAUUCGGUAUCCAUCGUGUAUUUACAGCAGUUCAGGACCACUCUGCAAAUGCAAGAGCAGAACGAGGUAUCAGAACAAUUAUCUCAGAUGCACGAACAUUAUUGAUACAGGCACGAAUUCGGUUAAAGUUUUGGCAUUAUGCCGCAAAAGCUGCGGUCAAUGUCCGAAAUUGA
This is a messenger RNA of Vanderwaltozyma polyspora DSM 70294, 465 nucleotides long. Its product is annotated as integrase catalytic domain-containing protein. The transcript has a single exon. Gene Ontology annotation, molecular function: nucleic acid binding. Lineage: Eukaryota; Fungi; Ascomycota; Saccharomycetes; Saccharomycetales; Saccharomycetaceae. The record is from RefSeq and is a predicted model, not a curated record. Gene Ontology annotation, biological process: DNA integration. Bases 1 to 465 code for a protein of 154 amino acids.